Messenger RNA from Paralichthys olivaceus (Japanese flounder), 1179 nucleotides. Lineage: Eukaryota; Metazoa; Chordata; Actinopteri; Pleuronectiformes; Paralichthyidae. The record is from RefSeq and is a predicted model, not a curated record.
AUGUCAAACAUUGACUUCAAGAGACUUGAGUUCUUCCGCAGCAUCCUGAGCGGCUGCAGCAUCGGCCUGUUCUGUAAUAACUCCCACCUAAAUUUCCACAACAUAAGUUAUGACAAUGGGCUGGAGAGUCUUGAUGAUGGAUCCCCCUGGUUACGAAUCAUCAUCUCCGUCGUGUACUUCGUCGUGGCUACUGCCGGAGUGUUGGGGAACUUGUUGGUGAUGUUCCUGCUUUAUUCCACACACACCAUCAACACUGGCACCAUCAAUUUCUUUGUGUUCAACCUAGCCUUGGCCCACCUGCUCUUCUCCCUGGCCUUGCCGUUUUGGGCCGUGGACAUUGCGCUGGACUACAGCUGGCCUUUUAGCUUGGCCACGUGCAAGGCCGUGUCCUUACUCACUGGACUGAAUGUCUUUGCUAGCUGCUUCUUCCUCACAGCUAUGAGUUUGACCCGUUACUGCUUCGUGGCGACUGCUCUCAAACCCAGAGCCUCCCUGUGCAGAAGAUCCUGCACUUCUCCGGUGGCCACAGCCUUUAUCUGGGCCGGAGCACUGAUAGCGGCAGUGCCCCGAGCUGUGUUUGCUGACCUGAGCCUCGUGGGCAGUGGCAACGACACAGCGUGCCUGCUCCGUUUCCCAGAUGGCACAGCCUGGCUCGGAAUAAACCAGCUCCUGCGCAUGGUGCUGGGUUUUCUGCUGCCCUACACCAUCAUAGUCCUAUCAUACCUGCUUCUGCUGCGCUUCCUCUGUCGCCACAAACUGAAAGGUUCUCGGCGAAAGUCUGACAUUUCAAAGUCUGUGGCGGUGGUGGUGCUUUCGUUUUGCGUCUGCUGGUUCCCGUACAAUGUCCUCACGCUUUGGGGUGUCCUGAUCCAACUCGACAUCGUUGAUAUCAGCUCUUCGUUCUACUCGGCUCAAACAUACUUUUUCCCUCUGGCUAACUGCUUGGCCUUCACCAGCAGCUGCUUCAACCCUGUCAUCUACUGCCUGGUUAGAAAAGAAUACCGCUUGGCGCUCCACAACGUGCUCCUCAAGUUGAGUCUGGCCAUUGUGUCCAAGGUGUCAUCGGCACAAGCUGGGCAAGUGGCUGUUCCUCUCAACACAUACAGCCACACAACUCCAUCUGACACAAAGACACACAAACCAGUGUCAACACUCCCAACUGCAGUGUCCACUAUGUAA